UUGCCCACUUUGAAGGUGAAGAAGGGACGGAUCAAUUCCAAUUUCCAAUUUCAUUGAUUAUCAUCUUUAAAUAAUAGGGCAGGAGGGGAGACGAGAGAGGUCCGCGAAGGAUCCCAACCCUCAAAGCAUUCAUUGUCUGUCUGACGGUUGACCCUUUCUCUUCUAGAAUAAAAAGUCCAUUCUCCAUUUUCGAUCUCUCCACUCUCCAGCCGACCAACCAUUAAAGCUUCAUCGCUCUCCUUCUCCUCGUUUUUCUAAUUCUAAUUCGUCGCUCAUGGUUUUGACUGAUUCGGCAUCUAUAAAAAAAGCUCUGUAAUCCUCUUGCGGAGGAACCUUAUUCUUCUGUUCCAAUCGAAGAAUCUCGCCAUACCACCGCAACCGCUAUCUCCUCCACCUCUACAAGCCCCAUAAAAUUGGAGGUUAAAAACAAGUGAACGCCAGCGAAGGAAUUCCCAGAGAGAAGAAGAGGAGGAGAAGGCCGCAGAAGCCACGGUCGAUUCCUUAUAAGUAGUAAUUGAUUGUUGAAGAUUUGAAUGAAACUUUCCUUCUCUAACACACUUCAUUCUUCCUACCAUGUCAAAUAUCCCCACUUCUCUCUCUGAAGUCUGUCUCACUCUCUUCCGUCUCACCAUGUCGAUCGCAGACCCAUGGCCUUUCACCUAAACAAAGCCAAUUACAACAAUAUCCGUAGAUAGUCUACCUCCCAUUCUCUCUCGCUGUCUGUCUCAUCUUUCUCUUCACUCACUGCACACAUUAUGAGGAAGACGAGAGGUUUCAAGUUGGGCCGCAAACUGGUUAAGGUGUUUAGAUGGGUAGUCAGGCCGAAUCGAAAGCCAGCUGGCUACCGCCGAUUGGAGUUGGAUCCUCCGAGCUGCAAAAGCAAGGCCAUAUCCAAAAUUUGCGACUGGGGUAAUUGCCUGAAGCGAGGGGCGAAGGGACUCUGCUCUUCCAACAAGUCAUCAGCCUCCGGCUACAGUCGCUGUGAUCGGGAGGCAUUGGAAGAUAAACCGGUGCAAGUGCCGAAAGGACACAUGGCGGUAUACGUGGGUCAGAAAGACGACGGUCUUCAUCGGUUCUUGGUGCCGGUUAUCUACUUCAAUCACCCCUUAUUCGCAGACUUGUUGAGGGAGGCCGAGGAGGAGUAUGGGUUCCACCACCCAGGUGGGAUUACGAUACCAUGCCGGAUAACUGAGUUCGAGAGCGUACAAACGAAGAUCGCCGCCGGCGUGAAAUCGACGUGGAAACGUCGCUUGUGAAUUGUCACUGAUUACAGUGUUGAUGAUGAUGAUGAAAAGUGAAAACCAUGAUUAAAGAUAGAUGAUUAGAUAUACCCCUUUUUUUUCCAUUUCUUUUGUUUCAAUUUUUGUUAAUACUGGGUGUAAUGGAGGAUUUAGUUGUGAAAUCAAAAGGAUGUGUCUGUUCUCUUUUCCUA
This is a messenger RNA of Nelumbo nucifera (sacred lotus), 1432 nucleotides long. NCBI's taxonomy places the organism in Eukaryota, Viridiplantae, Streptophyta, Magnoliopsida, Proteales, Nelumbonaceae. The record is from RefSeq and is a predicted model, not a curated record.